UUAGCCAAAAGGUCGCUUCUCUUUUUUCAUGUUGGGGAGGCAUUCACAGCUGAUUCUGCUGCGCUGUUCCAUCGUCUCGGCAGUGGCAUCCUCCAUCUCUGUCGAAUCUGCAUCUGCAUUCAUCCAUCAGCUGCGAGGGCCCGCUGCGGCACACGCCGGGAGGACCCGACAGCUCAGGAUGGCCACCAAAGGUCAGCAUGCAUGGCGACAAACAUGAGUGGACACAGAUCUUUUGCUUUGACUGGCAGGUGGCGGCGGCAUGCCAUCGGGCAUCACUUCUGAGUUGAUGAAAGAUGUGACGAAGCUGUGGCGGAUGAACGAGGGCGUCGCAAGCAUCACAUCGGGGAAGCUCUACGUGCCGACACCACUCUUGGGACAGAAGGACAAGAUCAAUGCGGUGCUGUUCAAGUCACAGGUCAGCAGCGAGCAUUACACAGAUGUCAUCCACCCACCCAACGCGCCAUUGAUUGCCUGCCCGUUUGUGCGCCUGUCCAUGUGCUUGUCCUUACCCACAGAGGGCCAACUUCAAGAAGAAGGCCUUUGCAGCGACAUUCCCGACUGAGGGGGUGGUACUGCCCAUGCCCACCGACAAAGUGGCGUCCCACGUCACGCCCGACGGCCGGGCCAUGGUGCUGCUGGUGCCGGGGGAGAAGGGCAAUGGCGACAAGGACAAGGACAAGGGCGGCACGAUUGAGCUGUGGAGCCUCACUGACGGUGCCAUCCAAAGUGCGCUGUCGGCCGAGAAAAGGCAUGGCCCAUUUGAGGCGGGGGAGUAUGGCGGGUGCGAUCUGGACGCGACCCAGACAAGGUGACAGCAGCGUCGGAGAGGUGCUCGUUUGCCACACAGCGGAUGGAUUGUGCGUCCAUUUGUCUGCGUGUGUAGGGUUGUGUACGCGGCUGAAGUCAAGCCACCGACUACAAAGGGUGAGCGAGUCCACCUAGACACGACAUUCACUCUCACCUUUGCACCUGCACGGUCCUUACUCUUCGUUACUACCGUGUGCAGCAUUCUGGGAUGAGGACGACAAGAAGGACGAGAGCAAGCCAGGCACUGACGGGGAGAAUGGCAAUGGCAGGGGGGCCAAGUAUGAGUACCAGCAGUCUUGGGGCGAGCAGCAGACUCAGUACACAAAGACCAACAUCUACAUCGCAGGUGUGGGAGGGAGAAGACACAAGCUCCAUUGAUCGAUCAAUGAGUGAGGCAUUGCGCGUGUGGCUUUGUUGGCUGUGGUCAGAUUUCUCCGCCGAGUCGAUUGUCGAGGUCGAGGGGCUGCCCGACGGCAAGGCUUACGGACAGGUGAGCGGCAGAAGGAGGGAAGGCAGCACAAUCACUGUUUGUGUCUUUCGAUCAUCUCAUCAGCCCCGUUGGCUUCCCGAUGGCAGCGGGUUUGUGUGUGUGGGCUGGGACAUCGAACCCUUCAAGUGAGCCACCCAACCACAACCACAGACAGACAGACAGACAGACAGAGGUGGACGGCCAUAACUUCUUUGUCAUUCUCCAGGCUGGGCCGCAUCUACUGCAUGAACCGGCGGUGCGCCACUUACCUUUGCCGACUACAGCAGCAGCCCAAAGGAAACAAUGACAAGAAGAAGACUGUCAAGGUGGAUGUGCUGCCCCUUACAAGUGACGAUGACUUCGCCGGCUGGAGCCCACUGCCACUGCCGCCCUUGAAAGGCGCAGAAAAUGAUGAUGAGUGUCGCGUUGUGUACAUUUCCAUCGACCACUCAAAGGUGACGCGACGACACCGAGACUCACACAUGAUUGUUGUGUUCUCGAUGGGGGAAUUCUGUCUUAUCUUUCAGAAUGCGCUGCCGCAUAUGGGCAACGUGCGGCUGAUGAUGGUGAAUGUCAACCUGCCCCAGGACACGUCAGCUCCCUGCUCCAUCAAGGACCGCAGCGUCCUCGUGGACUUCGUCAAUCAGCCAGACAAAGAGGGGGGUUUCCCGGGCCUCUACGUCUUCAACCUGCCUGCACGAUGCGUGUAAGUCCACCACACCUGCAAAUCCAUCCAUCCACCCAUCCAUCCCCUCUGUGUGCAGGAGUGGCGACGGCAGGACCAUUUUCGUCUCCUCGCCCAACAGGUGUCGCACAGCUGUCUGGGCAGUCGACACCACUACAAGUGAGAGAGCCAGCCGACCGAAAACAGUCACAGGCAGCCACCUGCCGCACCACGGGGAAGAUGUGCUGGUGUUGUCACGUCAGAGAGCGUGAGUGAGGUGUACAGCACCCGAGGGGAGUCUGUGCAGUUUCUGGACUGCCUCGGCGACUACGUCCUGUAAGCGGCGUUAGAUCAACACAGGCCCAGCUCUCGUGUCAUGCCUUUCUGUGCGCUUGUGUUGCCCCUCAGGCUGAAGGAGAGCUCCCCCACCUGCCUGGACACACCCAUCAUCGCCAGAUGGUAUCCAUCGCAGAAAUCUUUUGAGUGGUCUCUCAAGACAGCCGAGGGAGAUGGCAGCAAGGAAGCCCUGUCAUCCCUCGGCCCUCGAGGCAGGCUGCGCGAGGCCUUGAAUUGCGUCGAGUGGAAGGUGCUGAAUGGCAGGCACAUCCUGGUGAAGCCGACCGGCAAGAGAGAUGACGGCAAGCUGCCGCUGGUGGUCAACAUCCAUGGCGGCCCGCACACGGUGUACGACACCUCGUUCUUCUUCACGAGUGUCUUCUGGGCGAAACUCGGUGGGAUGGAUUAGGGAAGGAACGAAGCAAGGACAGACACAAAUGCUAUCGCCAUUUAUGUGGUGUGUAUGUGUGUGACUGUGUAUGUGGCUGGCUGGCCAGGCUACGGUGCGCUGCUUGUGAACUACCGUGGGUCGGUAGGUUUCGGCCAGGACGAGCUGCUGUCCCUCCUAGGUACGUGAAGGGGGGUGGCACUUGCGUCGCGUCCACCACCAGCAAACAGAUUGGUCCCUCCAUCCAUGGAUGUUCAUCUCGUAUAUAUAGGCAAGAUCGGCACGCAAGACGUCAAGGACGUUUAUGACGCCGUACAGACAGCUCUCAGGUACCUACCUACCAUGGUGGGCCAGUGAGUAAUGCCCCUCCAUCCACCACACCGGGGGGGGGUAUAUGCGUGUGUCCAAUUUUUCGUCAGUGAGGGGUGUUUCGACGAGAAGCGCCUGUGCGUCAUCGGCGGCUCUCAUGGCGGCUUCCUCACACUACACAUGAUCGGACAGGUACCACACCCACAGCAAUGCAUUCGCCACAAGCUAAAGACCUAGGUGCGUUGCCAUGAAUGUGCUCUGCUCUGCCCCCCACCGUCUGUCCAUCAGUACCCCGAUAUGUUCCGUGCUGCGUCGACCCGCAACCCCGUGGCCAACAUAGCCUCCAUGAUCAGCACGUCUGACAUACCCGGUGCAGUCACUUUGUUUGUGUCCACUUCCAAUCACAUGUAGCAUGCAGUUUGUUUGUUGGUGUGGGCAGACUGGUGCUAUGCCGAGGUCUUUGGCGACAAAUACCCAUUCGCGGUGGGUGAGAGAGAGGUGAUUGAUAUCUACUCCACGGGUGGGCGUGUUGUGUCCUUCCUUGAUGCGUCGACGUGCGUGUGCAGGGGGCUAGUGGACAUGAGCUGAUGGCGAUGCACCGGGCCUCCCCCAUUCGCCAUCUCUCUGACGUCAAGACGCCCCUCCUUACUGGACUAGGACUAGACGACCUCAGGGUCAGUGAGUGAGUCAGCCGGGGAGGGAGGGAGAAACGGACAGGGCGUGGCGUACACAGACAAAUGCUGGCUGUGUGUAUGCGUGUCUGUGUGCGCCAACCACUCAGGUGCCUCCGUCGCAGGGAACGGAGAUGCACCAUUAUCUCACUGCCAAGGGUAAGGGAGGGAAGCUUUUCAUUCAGACAGCAACACACGAUGUGAUGUAUGCAGAGUGAAUGAUGGAUGGGCUGUGUUGCGUGAUGUCUGUCUGUCUGUCUGUCUGUCAGGUGUGCCUUCAAGACUCCUGUGCUACCCAAAAAACGGUGGGACCACAAAUAGUAUAUUUGUUCCCCACCCCGUGUAUGUGUGUGUGUGUGUAUGUGUGUGGGUGCCUGUGUGUAUGGAUUCGAUCAGCCCAUCCAAUCGCCCAGCCGGAGUGCGAGAGUGAUUACUUCAUCAACACGGCCCUCUGGUUCCACGCACACACCCAAAAGCAGCCAUAGCCAUAGAUAGAGCCGGCAGGACAGCACACGGAACAACGAUAUGGCCAGCUUCCAGACAGACAGACAGACGCGAGGUCGGAGGGAAUGUCGCUCGCUGCGGCACCCCACCUGACUGUGUACAUCAAUCACCUGGCUGCAUGUUUGACGUUUUAUGGGUACCCGUGGCUAUAGCUGAGUGCACGCACCUAUGUGUUACGUAUUAGCUGGACUCUCCACCCCUGGCUGCAGCAAAGCAAGGUCUGUCUCGUCAAUCUCAUC
Molecule: messenger RNA, 4387 nt
Organism: Vitrella brassicaformis
Lineage: Eukaryota; Vitrellaceae
Source: the annotation of a GenBank genome assembly